Molecule: messenger RNA, 1724 nt
Organism: Sardina pilchardus (European sardine)
Lineage: Eukaryota; Metazoa; Chordata; Actinopteri; Clupeiformes; Clupeidae
Product: cathepsin A-like
Exons: 11
Coding region: 145-1527 (460 amino acids)
Biological process (GO): proteolysis
Molecular function (GO): serine-type carboxypeptidase activity
Source: RefSeq, a predicted model, not a curated record
UCCCCGUUUCUCACUACAGCUGCUAAACCAUAGAACAGCAGUGCCCACGGCCUCGGACGGUCGCAGCCAGAUAGUUAUUUGAGCUACAGAUUGUCCGCUGUUUCCCAUCGACUGGGUUGCCUCUCUAGACGGGACCAGGUCGCGAUGUGUCGGUACAGCUUGUUGUGUUUGCUCGCCGCGUUCGUGUACGGCGCCAAGGCGCUCUAUGCGCCGGAUGAGGUGUUUGAGUUGCCUGGCAUGAAGUUUAAACCCAGCUACCGACAGUGGUCCGGCUACCUGCAGGCCAGUCCAGGGAAGUUCCUCCACUACUGGUUCGUCACCUCCCAGGGAAACCCUCUCAAAGACCCAGUCGUCCUCUGGCUCAACGGUGGGCCUGGCUGCAGCUCGUUGGAUGGAUUUCUGUCUGAGAACGGCCCAUUCCAUGUGAUUGAUGACGGGGCCACUCUGUAUGAGAACCCCUACAGCUGGAACCUGGUGGCCAACAUGUUGUACCUGGAGUCCCCUGCUGGGGUGGGAUACUCUUACUCGGACGACAAGAAGUAUGAGACCAACGAUGACCAGGUUGCAGAUGAUAACUACUUAGCGCUGCAGAGUUUCUUCAAGAAAUUCCCUAACUUCACGGAGAGCGACUUCUUCAUCUUCGGAGAGAGUUACGGGGGGAUCUACGCUCCAACACUCAGCCUGCGUGUAGCUACCGAGGGGGCCAUCAAGAUCAACUUCAGGGGCUUUGCUGUGGGCAACGGCCUCAGCAGCUUUGCGCUGAAUGACCAGUCCCUGAUCUACUUCGGCUACUACCACGGCCUGUUCGGCGAGGAUCUCUGGCGUGACCUGAAUGACAAUUGCUGUAAAGAUGGUGUGUGUAACUUCUACAACAACUCAAAAGAGGCUUGCUCCAUCUCUGUGGGCCAGGCGUUUCGUGUGGUGUAUGAGUCUGGGCUGAACGAGUAUGCGCUCUACCUGGACUGUGCAGGCGGAACCAGAUCCCGGACGGCCUAUCAGAGGACCAUGACACACCUGUUCAAGAGCCACAGGCCGCACUGGCAGGCCAAUAACUUGCUGAGCAGUACUCCGACUCUGGGUGAGGUGCCCCCCUGCAUCAACAGCACGGCUCAGAUGAACUGGCUCAACAGGGCUGACGUGAGGAAGGCCCUGCACAUCCCAGACACACUGCCACCAUGGGACAUCUGCAGUGACGUGGUGGGUCAGCAGUACAAGACGGUCUACAGCACGAUGAAGGGUGUGUACGAGAAGCUGCUGUCGCUGGGCGUGCGAGCGCUGGUGUACAACGGAGACACGGACAUGGCCUGCAACUUCCUGGGGGAUCAGUGGUUCGUGGAGCAGCUGGGGCUCAAGACUACUGUUCAGUACCAGCACUGGUUGUGUGAUGAACAGAUCGCAGGCUUCUACCAGCAGUUCGGCAACAUCACGUUCCUCACUGUCAAGGGUGCUGGUCACAUGGUUCCUCAGUGGGCUCCAAGCCCUGCCCUCUCCAUGCUGAAGAGCUUCCUGAAAAAUGGCCCUUACUGAGUGUGCCCCCAACAACCACUUCCUGCUCAUGCCACUCCUGUCCACUGAUUGGUCAUUUUUCUCAGGAAGAGGAGGGGCUUGAGACCUUGUGAAUGAGAUGAUUGUAUAAGCACUGGAUGCUGUAAAGGGACUGGUUUGCUUUUCUGAAUGUGACUAUGUGCCCUGCUUUUGAUAAAAUAAAGUUCUUUCUAAAAGAU